Molecule: messenger RNA, 2017 nt
Organism: Musca domestica (house fly)
Lineage: Eukaryota; Metazoa; Arthropoda; Insecta; Diptera; Muscidae
Product: 4-hydroxybutyrate coenzyme A transferase-like
Exons: 6
Coding region: 193-1623 (476 amino acids)
Biological process (GO): acetate metabolic process
Cellular component (GO): mitochondrion
Molecular function (GO): acetate CoA-transferase activity
Source: RefSeq, a predicted model, not a curated record
CAUUAUUCUCAUCGUUUUCACGGAUAUAACACAAAACGCCGGCGAAACGACAAUCGGCACAGUCUAUAUUUGUCCGUCUCGUAGGGUGGUGGUGCUUGUAUUGCGAAAAAAUAAAUAAACAAAUUCCCAUAUAGUGUGGUGUUGUGCUAAAAAAAUCGCUGGUACAGGAGGAAUUGUAACAAGAACUAAAACAUGGCUUCAAUGUUGACCAAAAACUUGAGACGUGUUGUAGGUGCUGGAAAGCAGCCAAAAUUAAUGUUGGCUGCCCUUAAUAACACUUUCUACACCUAUGCCAAUGAAAUCUCGCAUCCAUUAAAUCGUGUCCCACCAAAUGGCACACCCGAGGAGGCUGUAAAAUUAAUUAAAUCCGGUGAUGUUGUCUUCUGUUCGGGCGCCGCUGCCACUCCCAUUACCCUCAUCAAUGCCAUGGUUGAGCAUGGCAAAUCGAGUAACCUGAAAGAUAUCACUGUCUGUCACAUGCACACCGAGGGUCCUGCUGCCUACACUGAACCCGGAAAUGACAAGAUUUUCCGUUCGAACUCCUUCUUUAUGGGCGGCAAUGUGCGCAAAGCUGUUGCCGAGGGUCGUGGUGACAACUUUUCCAUUUUCUUGCAUGAAAUUCCACAAUUGUUCUACAAGAAAAUCGUUCAACCCGAUGUUGCCUUGAUCCAUGUUUCACCACCCGAUCGUCAUGGCUACUGCUCGUUGGGUACCAGUGUGGAUUGUGUCAGAGCUGCUCUGUUGCACUCCAAGAAAAUUAUUGCCCAAGUCAACAAACAAAUGCCUCGUACCUUUGGUGAUGCUGCCAUCCAUUCAUCCCAUUUCGAUUAUAUGACUGAAAUCGAUGUACCACUACCUCAACACGGCGGCAAGGGUCCCAGUGAUGUUGAAGCCCAAAUUGGCAAAUUGAUUGCCGAGAAUUUGGUCCAUGAUGGUGCCACCUUGCAGAUGGGUAUCGGUAACAUUCCCGAUGCUGUCUUGAAUGCCCUGCACAACCACAAGGAUUUGGGUAUCCAUUCGGAAAUGUUUGCCAACGGUGUUGUCGAUUUGGUUAAGGCCGGCGCCGUAACAAAUCGCAUGAAGAAAAUGCAUCAGGGACGUAUUGUUGGUUCCUUCUUGAUUGGCAAUCAAGCCUUGUAUGAUUUUGUCAAUGACAAUCCCUUCAUUGAAAUGUAUGCCAUCGAUUAUGUCAACAACACCGGUGUUAUCAAACAACAACCUCGUAUGACUGCCAUCAACUCCUGCAUUGAAGUCGAUUUGACCGGUCAAGUUUGCUCGGAUUCCAUUGGUACACGUUUCUUCUCUGGCUUUGGUGGUCAGGUUGAUUUCAUUCGUGGUGCCGCCGAAGGUGUUGACGGCAAGGGUGUACCAAUCAUUGCCAUGCCCUCCGUUACCAACAAGGGUGAAAGCAAAAUUGUGCCCAUACUCAAGCCAGGUGCCGGUGUUGUCACCUCUCGUGCCCAUGUCCACUAUGUUGUCACCGAACACGGUAUUGCUUCUCUGUUCGGCAAGAAUAUGCGUCAACGUGCUUAUGAACUCAUUCAAAUUGCUCAUCCCGAUCAUCGCCAGACCUUGGAGAAACAAGCCUUUGAACGUUUGAAGGUUAUGCCCUCAAAGGACUAAAUUAAAUGAAGACAUGUAAUAGCGCAUCAUGUUUUAGGGAUUUUUUGUUUUCGAUCUUUAAGGCACAUACACACCAACCCACGCGUACCCACACACUAUCCAGAUGUUUUGCAUAUUAAUUUGAUUUGUUUUGUUUGUAACAAAUCAAAUCGUGUUCUAUCCCCUUAGAUUGUCUUAAGUUUAAUUAAGCCAUAAAGAAAAUGUCAUAACCCACAAAUGAAGUCGUUUGACGAUAAUAACACCAAUCGCGAUUGAUUGAUUUGAAAUUAAAGGUGUCAUUUAGAUUCUUUUUUGUAAUAUGAUUUAAUGAAUAGUCAACAUUGUUCAAAUACCAAAAAAAUGAAAAAGAAAUUAACAAGCGAAUAAAGUUUAAACCAUUCCUAUUUAAAAAAAA